Molecule: messenger RNA, 829 nt
Organism: Calypte anna (Anna's hummingbird)
Lineage: Eukaryota; Metazoa; Chordata; Aves; Apodiformes; Trochilidae
Gene: FAM228B
Product: family with sequence similarity 228 member B
Exons: 7
Coding region: 1-804 (267 amino acids)
Source: RefSeq, a predicted model, not a curated record
AUGGCAGCGAGGGACGCUGGGCGGUGGGCAGGCGCGGAGGGAUCCGGCACAGCCCCUGCCCCACUCGGGACCCGUAGACCUUCCACUGGGUGCUGGGCCUGUAAACGGGGAGCCGGAGCCCUCUUCCCAAGGGCUGCCCGAUCCCUGUGCCCACAGGCAGCCUCUUCUCUUCCGGAGAGGGAAGCACCUGAUGAAAGUGAAGACAUCAUUGCUGCUGCUCAGUGCAUCUUGGACAGAGAGUAUUAUUUAGUGAGGGAGGUGGACAGGUAUUUAAAGCACAACAAUUUCUUACAUCUGAGAAAGAAGGAGAUGCUGUACAAGAAAUGGCUUGAGAGUGUUUUGGAGCCCCUGCUGCAGAAACUUAUGGAGAAAAUGGACAGCCAGUCAAGUGAAGAAAUAGAGAAAAGGAGAGCAGAACAACUCUCUCUCUAUUUAAACUACUGUAAUAAGAAGGGCUAUGCAGCUUUGGAAGAUUAUGACCCAUCAGAGUAUGAUCCUUUCUUCUUGAAGACACAUACAGACUGCUGGAAGGUUUCCAUACCAGCUUUACAAGAUCCCCUGUUACAAGACAUUGAAAGACAGUUCAUUGAGAUGGGCAUUAUCUACCAGUGUGAGACAGGAAGACCAUGCUCUGCCAGGGAACUGAAGGAGCUCACAGAGCUGCUGUCCCUGCUUCCUUUGAGCAGGCAGUGGAUGGAUGCUGUGGAGUGGCUGAAGAUCCCACCCUCCUACAUUGCAAGUGAGGCUCACCGCACAAAGAGGAUGAAAUUCCUCAACCACCACAAAGAUGCUGAGAGCCCAUGAUGUCCCCUCUCCACCAGCUGACUGC